Carassius auratus (goldfish) is the source of this 4568-nucleotide messenger RNA. Its product is annotated as protocadherin-11 X-linked-like. Gene Ontology annotation, cellular component: plasma membrane. NCBI's taxonomy places the organism in Eukaryota, Metazoa, Chordata, Actinopteri, Cypriniformes, Cyprinidae. Gene Ontology annotation, biological process: homophilic cell-cell adhesion. The record is from RefSeq and is a predicted model, not a curated record. Gene Ontology annotation, molecular function: calcium ion binding.
AUGAGGAUGUUUUAAACGAUUUGCAAGUUCUUUAGCUGUCAAUUAAACGCACAGAUCAAAAGAAAACAACUUAACUAAACAGUUCUCGUACAUGACGAGCAGCGUUCCCGGGUUUUUUCCCGUUAUGACUGUAUGAAUGCACUGAAAUAAGAAGUCAACCCCAUUUGGAGCAGCACUAUCUCUCCGCGCGCGUGGGAUUCAAGCAGUAGCCAGCCGCGAGACAUCUGAGGAAUUACAUCGGCUCUCCUAAAAGUCAUUCGCAGAUGUUUUUCGCUGUUCGUCCGUGGACCGUGGACUUUUUCAUGGACAUGGAUCGUUUUCUCUAGUUGGAUACCGACUGGUCGCUACGUGAAGCUGUUUGAUUCUGGGAUAUUCUUCAGUCUGGUCCAGCAGUGAUGCCGCUACGUGACGGGAAUUGAGAGUUUCCAUAUUCACAGAGAAAUCCGAGCAGACUUUGCCAAUCUUUCAAGACAGUGCAGCACCUACUCUGAGUAUGGACUUGGCAAGUGAGGCCCAUGUUCUGGUGGUUUUACUCACCUGCCUGUUCUUGAUGUGCCAGGCUCAAGAGAAGGACUACACCAUAAAAGAGGAACAGCCGGAGAAUGUGCGCAUCGGAAACCUGCGCAAAGACCUCAACUUGAACCUUGAUCCAGACAUUAAACUGUCUUCUGCGCUGCAGUUUAAACCUGUCUACAAGACGGGCGAUGUGCCUUUGGUCAAGGUAGAGGCAAGCACGGGAGAGAUUUUUACCACAGCCAACCGCAUCGACCGUGAGAAACUCUGUUCCAGAGUCUUCAAUGAUAAGCGCUGCUUUUACGAGAUCGAGGUCGCCGUGCUACCAGACGAGAUUUUCCGAUUGGUCAAGAUCCGUUUUCUCAUCGAAGAUAUCAACGACAAUGCCCCGCUCUUUCAAUCGACUGUUAUCAACAUCUCCAUUCCAGAAAACACAGCCAUCAACAGCCGCUACCCUGUCCCUUCCGCAUUCGACCCUGAUAUCGGGAUCAAUGGGAUUCAACACUACGAGCUUGUCAAGAGUGUGAGUGAAUUUGGCCUGGACAUCAUUGAGACGCCUGAAGGAGACAAAUGGCCCCAACUCAUAGUCCAACAGAGCCUCGAUCGGGAGAUGAAGGACACCUUUGUGAUGAAAAUUAAAGUAGAGGAUGGUGGCACCCCUCCAAAGUCCAGCACAGCUAUUCUGCAGGUCACCGUCUCAGAUGUGAAUGACAAUCGGCCAGUGUUCAAGGACAGCGAGGUGGAGGUAAACGUUCCUGAGAAUGCCCCAAUGGGAACAUCUGUCACUCACCUUCAUGCCACAGAUGCUGAUCUGGGAUCCAAUGCUCAGAUUCACUUCUCCUUCAGCAACCAAAUAUCCCCUUCCACCAAACAACAUUUUGCUAUCGACAGCACAACUGGACUGAUUACCAUCAAGCAGCCAUUGGACAGGGAAUUCAACCCGGUGCACAAGCUUAUAGUGCUGGCCAGUGACGGUAGCUCUACCCCUUCAAGGGCAACAGUGAUUGUCAAUGUAACAGACACUAAUGACAACGUCCCCUCUAUAGAUACCCGUUAUAUAAUGAAUCUUGUAAAUGGCACUGUGCUGUUGUCUGAAAAUGCCCCCCUUAACACAAAAAUAGCUCUAAUUACCGUGAUGGACAGAGAUUCAGAUCUGAAUGGUAAAGUGACUUGUUACACUGAUCAUGAUGUACCUUUUAGACUGAAGCCAGUCUUCAAUGACCAGUUUUUGCUUGAAACUGCUGCUCCUUUAGAUUAUGAGACCACUCGAGAGUAUGCAAUUAGGAUAGUUGCAUCUGACUCUGGGAAACCUUCUUUGAACACUUCGGCAAUGGUUCUGAUUAAAAUAAAGGAUGAGAAUGACAAUGUCCCAGUUUUCCCUCAGCCUGAAAUCCAGCUGUCCAUUCCGGAAAACAAUGACCCGGGCACACAGUUGAUAAAAAUCAGUGCAACAGAUGCAGAUAGUGGUUCUAAUGCCCUUAUUAUUUACAGUCUUGGCCCAGAUGCUCCUGAUGGAUUUAACAUAAAUCCCCGAUCUGGAAUCCUUUCUGUCGUCAAAAGGCUGGAUAGGGAGAAGCAGGAGACGUAUUCAUUCACAGUCAUUGCCAGGGAUAAUGGUUCUACCCCUCUCCAAAGCAAUGUCACAGUGAAGCUAAUAGUCCAAGACCAAAACGACAACAGUCCAGCCUUUACCCAUCCCGAGUACAAUUUCUAUGUGCCUGAGAACCUGCCUUUGUAUGGGACAGUGGGUUUGAUCACUGUCACUGAUGCAGAUGCUGGCGACAAUGCAGUCGUCACUCUCUCGAUCAUAAAUGGGAAGGACAAUUUCAUCAUCGACCCCAAAACCGGGGUGAUCAAACCAAACAUUACCUUUGACAGGGAGCAACAAAGUUCCUACACGUUUGUUGUCAAGGCUGUGGACGCAGGUCAGAUGCAAACAACCUCCUAUGCCAAGGUCACCAUAAAUGUUGUUGAUGUGAAUGACAAUCGACCAGUGUUUGUCAUUCCCUCCUCAAACUACUCCUAUGAUCUAGUACCUUCAACCACCAGCCCUGGAUCAGUGGUGACCAGAGUAUUUGCCAUUGACAAUGACACUGGGAUGAAUGCUGAGUUGCAGUACAGUAUUAUUGGAGGGUCACAGAGAGGAUUGUUUGCCAUUGACAAAAUGACAGGCAACAUUACUCUGCAGGAGAAGAUUAUAGCUUCAGAUCAAGGUCUCCACAGGCUGGUGGUAAAGGUAAAAGACUUGGGACAGCCUGAGUCCUUACAUGCAAUCGCCCUUGUCCAUUUGUUUGUCAAUGAUACUGUCUCCAAUUCCACAUUCAUCCAGGAGCAACUUCGCAAGAGUUUGGAGACUCCUUUGGAGCGGAACAUUGGGGACAACGACGUGACACCUCAGACCAAUGGCUACGUAAUUGUUGUUAUUGCCAUAAUAGCUGGAACUAUGACCGUUAUCUUGGUGAUCUUUGUGACUGCUUUGGUACGCUGUCGACAGACACCUAGACACAAAGUUGUCCAGAAGAGUAAACAGAGUGGCGAGUGGGUAUCACCCAACCAGGAGGGUCGGCAGAUUAAAAAGAAAAAGAAGAAGAAAAAGAGGUCACCAAAAAGUUUGCUGCUGAAUUUCGUAACCAUUGAUGAAGCCAAGACCGAUGACCCUACUCACGAGCACAUCAAUGGCACCUUAGACCUCCCUGUUGAACUUGAGGAGCAGACAAUGGGAAAGUAUAACUGGGCUACCACACCAACUACCUUCAAACCCGACAGUCCUGACUUAGCCAAGCACUACAAAUCUGCUUCCCCUCAGCCAACAUUUCAGAUCAAACCAGAGACCCCUGUGGCUCCCAAAAAGCAUCAUGUCAUUCAGGAACUCCCGCUGGACAACACAUUUGUGGUGGGCUGUGACACACUCUCCAAGUGUUCCUCGAGCAGCUCCGACCCCUACAGCGUUUCAGAGUGCAGCUGUCAAGGGGGCUUCAAAGCACCUGGACAAAUCCACACCAGACAGGAGACGGCACUGAAACCACCACUCUAUGGCACACUCUGUGGCACAGGUACAGCUCGCUCCCACAGGAUAAAAAUCAAUCUCUAGCUGCCAUUUCCUAAAGAGAGGGAGGGAGGGAGAGGAAGGCACUCACAGAAGAGGUGAAAACAUGAACUGAACACAUUCUCCAGCCUCAAACGAGUCCUAGAGAGUAACGCCAGACUAAUGUAACUGUCCGAAACUCUGCUUGUGACAUGUAGGAGGUUUGAAAUGCUUUGUUUAACCCUUUUGUCCUCAUUCACCGGUUGCACCGAAUAGGGCACAAGAGACACCUCCACUCUGCUUAUCCAAAUUGAAUAUGUAUAUGGCGAAGACCUCUGUAAAGAAUGUUUAUAUAGAUAUGUAUUUAUGUAUAGCAGCAGCCACAGUCCUUGUCGUCUGUGUGUCUAUUUAUUGAUUUUGUUCACUGAUUUUCUUGAUUGACACGUUCAACAAAGUUCGAUGAAACUUUGAUGUGCCUGGUGGUUGUUGUUUUUCUUUCUUUUUCAUAUCCUUUGCUCACCUGCUUUUACUUUUUCAUUUGCUCAAUCUGUGCUUGUAUCCGAUAGAUCACGGUAGUGAGAUGGAGAUCUCUUUGUCACCGAUUGCCACAGCACACCUCACAAUGUCCCAGCGUUUGUUAACAUUGAAAUGCAUGGCCCUCCAUAGGAGGUACCAGAACUUUUUAACUCUGUCACUGAUUGCCUCCAAAUUUGGGAAGUGGAAGUUUCGAAAAGAGCCCUAAUUCUUUGCUAGGAUGCAAUCAUAUGGGACAGUGGCCCUGCUUCUAAUCAAAGAACCCCCUUGUACGCAGUAAAAAGGGACACCGGGUCUGACCUUUAUAUGUUGUCUGUUGGCUUUAACCAGAGCCAAUAUAACUUCUGAGAUGUAUUAACUGAUUUUGAAUAGAAAGUCUUCAGCAAUCUUGUCAUACGAGAUGGCAGGUUUUAGUUACAUCAUCUGGGUGUUUGUAUAUUCUGAAACUGACAUGCUAUGUAUUCAUACAACCGGAGAUAGGAAAAUUAUAUAUAUA